ACGGUUUUUGACAUUGCAGCUGUACUAGAGUGACCUCCCUUUGUGGCAACAAUGUAAACUUCCUGUAAAAAAAUAUUUUAAGAGUUUCCAAAUCACAACAGUUAAACAUGCUGACUCAAGAAUUUGUUGAGCGCAGAUGUCACACCUGUCCUGUGAUAUUACCAGCAUGGAAGCUAGAUCCCACUGGACAAUAUUAUGAGCUGGACCUUAAAAUGUGUCAGCUUAAAAACCUUGACUAUGAGUUCAAGUGGGGAAAGGAAGGUGGCCUUUUGCCAAGAAUGGCAUCCAUCACAGAAGUUCCAUCCAGAGUAGUUCGACUUGACUUAUCACUGAAUGAGCUGACUGUUCUUGAACAUGCAGGACUCAAACCUUUCAGAUACCUCAGAGAACUAAAUGCAUCAUUAAAUAAAGUCAGCAAUUUUACAGGUAUUGAAGUGCUUCCUUAUUUGUACACACUGAAUCUGUCCCACAACUUUAUCCGGAAAAUUGAGAACCUGAGCUCUAGUGCCUCCCUCAUUGAGUUGAAUAUCAGCCUGAAUGAGAUACAAGACCUCUCUCUGAUGCCCAGCAUGAUCAACCUGGAGAUACUUAACGUCAGCAACAACAAGCUGAGAAGUCUAGAUGGGGUCCAGUCGUUGCCAAAACUUAGAGAACUCUCCUGCCAAAGGAAUAACAUCGAAGAUGUGGUACCACUGACGAGCUGUUUCUACCUGCACAAUCUGAACGCAGCCGACAACCACAUUACCACACUCCAUAACACCGUCGACAUCCUUGCACAACUCAGAAGGCUUGAAGUCCUCUCUCUAUAUGGAAACCCAGUUGAUGCUGACCCCUUGUACAGGACAGAAAUCAUAAAAUGUACUACUGUAAUGACCCUUGACAACAUCUCUGUACGGCCACUCCCUAAGCCAGCAGAAAUGGACAGAUACCAGUAUGAUGAGAAUUACAAACAUGUCCACAACAUUAACACCCUGAAGGAGGCGGCGCGUCAGGCGUUUGAAGAACGGAUGAAAGAUUCACGUGCCAAAAUGCAAGACCAGAUUGGAUUCCUUCAGAGACGUAUAGUCAUGAUGCAGAAAGAGUACCAGGAAUAUGAGGGAACAUUAAAAAAUGACCUUGACUCUUGCUUGAGGUAUUUGGAUAACCUUUCCCUAACAGACGUGGGUUCAUUUGAUAGACAUGCAGUGAGAGACAGCAUCGGAACCCCUCACCCCAAGCCCUGGCAUCAUCAACAGUCCCGCAAACCAGUCAAACAUAGUGACCCGAAAAAUGACUACUCCCAUAUCAAACAGACAGAUGAGUUGCUGAAGUUUGCAAGCAUGGAACUGAAAACCGACAAAAGAUAACAGGGAGUGACAGUCUUAUAUUGAGACACAUUUUCCAAAACUUUGAUAGUACAUAUGAUAAUGGGAAAAACAGGGAUAUACAAAUAACAGUCAUUCAAUAGUCAAGUGCACGAGUUUAGGGCAUCUUAUCAACGAGCAUUCGAUAAAAUACCGUUAAUAUCUAUUAUUUCAGUUGAAUAUUUAAAUGUAAAAAAUCAAAGCGGAAAUGCUUACAUAGAGUAAAAAAUAUGGUCCUAUACUUCAAGUUCCAACAGUUGAGGAAAUCAAGCCAAGCGAUAUCAAGCCAAUGGGUUUGGAAUAUGCUGGGAAAUUAUUAUUUGAAAAAGCAACUGUACAAAGAUGGCCCCUUAGUGAUUUUGUUUUUAUUGUUAUUAUUUAUGCUGUUAAAUUUGCUCAACAUUUGAUGUCAUGUUGGCUUAGUUCCAAAUCAAAUCUUACAUUAUUUUAUACAUUUCUACUUCUUCAACCUCUGAAAAAAAAGAUUGUUCUUUUCUACCGUCAACAUGAAUAUUUCAUUGAACUCUUUGUUUUUUCGUUGUUGUUUUUUUAUACAUUUUAUAAUAAAACUGUU
Mya arenaria is the source of this 1917-nucleotide messenger RNA. RefSeq names its product internalin I-like. The transcript is spliced from 12 exons. Gene Ontology annotation, molecular function: protein binding. The coding region runs from base 108 to 1346 and encodes 412 amino acids. NCBI's taxonomy places the organism in Eukaryota, Metazoa, Mollusca, Bivalvia, Myida, Myidae. The record is from RefSeq and is a predicted model, not a curated record.